Scatophagus argus is the source of this 5569-nucleotide messenger RNA. Its product is annotated as PDZ domain-containing protein 7-like. The transcript has 16 exons. The record is from RefSeq and is a predicted model, not a curated record. Bases 1379 to 4303 code for a protein of 974 amino acids. Gene Ontology annotation, biological process: sensory perception of sound; auditory receptor cell stereocilium organization. Gene Ontology annotation, molecular function: protein binding. NCBI's taxonomy places the organism in Eukaryota, Metazoa, Chordata, Actinopteri, Scatophagidae. Gene Ontology annotation, cellular component: stereocilia ankle link complex; plasma membrane; cilium.
UACGGCAAAAACAUAAUUAUGAUUUCGAAUAAUUAUGUUGUGCUAGAGGAAUAUGUAUAAUUUAGGUCACAGCAUGCAGCUACUGCAAUCCUCUCAUUUUUACUGACAUUUAUAAUAUAUUCCUUUCCAAAAUGUGCUAUGAAAUAAGAGUUUUUCUUUUCUUUUCACGAUAGGAAGUCUUAAAAUGUUAAAUUAAUUAUUUUGGAGAAAUAAGAUUCUAUGUUUCACUAUAUUUACACUAAUCAACAAGCAGAUAAAUAGAAAAAAAUGAACCAGACCUCCUAAAAAACAUGCUCAAAGUCAAUGUUUAUAUUGAUUUCAUCUAUUUAUUGACCAGUUAAUUAGAUAGCUACAUAGAUGUUGUAAUUAAACAACCGCUGACCACCGGGUGGGGUUGUUUACCCAUCUCAGGGGCAUGAUGAAGGCAGCCAGGGAGAUUCUCAGCUCGAUUUUUCCACACACACACACACACACACACACACGUCUCUGCAGUUUUACUGAAAAAUAUGGGCUUUAUUACCACAUUUAUAACACGGUUUUACCCGAGGACAAACAGCAUGUGGCUUGAGAGAAGACUCGAGUCGGUGUUAUGUUAGUGCAAUUAGUGCACUUAAUCAUCACCCAGUCCAGCGCUAAUGACCGCACAGCUGCAGGGGCUUAUGUAAAAGGCUUACACCUCCUAAGACAAUAAUGGUCGCUAGGAGAACAAAUGAGGUGGCACUUAAUACUCCGGAUGUGUCCGAUAAUGCGUCAGUGAGGCGGACAAGUGAGCGCCUGUCCGAGUUCAUGCGGCACAACAUGGACACAGCAGAUAUCCAUUUAAUUAAACAUGACCCGAGGGGAAUCACCAUGCACUGCUGACUUCUCUGCAGACAGGCCGGCAGCCUCUCAGCGGAAGCAGGUGGGAAACAGGAACCAUAGGCUCGAUGGAGAUGGAUCCAGAAGCCACAGAAAACAAGUGGAUUAUACCAGCUUCUUGAACGAGCAAGGAAAAUUAGGAUUUCAUUUCAGUCAUGGAAUGCUAUUUUGCACCACCAUUUUUAAAGGAGUGUAUGGUUGUUAGCUCAGUUUUUCUAUUUCAUAUUCCUCCCUGUGGAUCUUAGAUUUUUUAUCAAGUUUUGUUUAUAGUGUGACAUUGGUUUCAGUGAAGAUCAGGGAUGUUACCUACAGCUUCAUAAGUUGCCUGCUCCAGUGGGGACCAACUUCAAUGUUUUAUCAUCUAGUCUGGACCAGCAGGUGCAAGAAAAUCCACUUCCCUGCUACACCUGUCCCCCACGUCCCUUCCACAGACCCCAGGCUGCACCUCAUCCAUCUUGACAGCAGACCCCAGAUCUCCUCCUGUCUGGAUGACUAAGGGAAGAACUGCCAGACACAUAGCAUGGCUCGCUCCCCUCACCCCUCUGGCUGGAGGGAGAUGACAAAUGGAGGGGGGAACCCUGGGGGUUCCCACAGAACCACACGCUACAUGAUACAGAGACAGCACCACCAGCACAGACGCAGGUCCUCCUCACCAAUGGGACGGGUCAUUCUCAUCAAUGCACCCGUUGAUGGAGGGGACGACAGUGAGGACAUUCACACAGUGACAGUAGAUAAGAGUCCAGAUGGGCGUCUGGGUUUCAGUGUCCGUGGGGGCUCUGAACAUGGACUCGGCAUAUUUGUCAGCAAGGUGGAGGAUGACAGCUCUGCAGCACAAGCUGGGCUGACUGUUGGUGAUAAGCUGGUGGAGGUGAAUGGGGUCAGCUUGGAGAGCAUCACCAUGAGCAGCGCUGUGAAGGUCCUGACGGGCAACAACAGGCUGAGGAUGGUGGUGAGACGGGUGGGAAAGAUCCCUGGCAUCCGCUACUCCAAGGAAAAGACCACAUGGGUCGAUCUAAUUCACCGGCGAAUGGUGGUGGAGGAGAGUGGCCGCACACCAUCAGAGGCCAGUUCAGACAGCGCUCUCCGCAGGAUCGUCCAUCUCUUCACCACCUCAGAUGACUACUGUCUGGGCUUCAACAUCAGAGGAGGCAAAGAGUUUGGACUGGGAAUUUAUGUUUCUAAGUUGGACCCAGGUGGUCUUGCAGAACAGCAUGGCAUCAAAAUGGGCGAUCAAAUCCUCGCAGCCAAUGGGGUCAGCUUUGAUGACAUCACCCACAGCAGUGCAGUCGAGGUCCUAAAGAGCCACACUCAUGUCAUGUUGACCAUCAGGGAAGCAGGGAGAUACCCUGCAUACAAGGAGAUGGUGGCAGAAUAUGGCUGGCUCGACAAAUUGGCCAAUGGGGUUCCUGCGCCAUCCUACCAAAGUUCAGACUCCAACUCAUCCGCCUCCUCAUUGUCCUCCAGCACCCCCCUCAGCUCCCUCAGUGGUCUCUCCCAGGUCCUUUUCCCUCCUGUUUUUGGCUCUGAGAUGGUAGACGUCGCCAUCUCCACAGAGGACCACUAUCGACGUCCAAACAGCACAGAGCGAACUGCUGACACCGCCAUACAGACUGACCUCCAACCUUCAAGCUUCCCAGAGCACCCAUCGCCUAAUGGGUUGUACCCUGGCAACCUUGUCGCCACAGAAACCAGCCGGACUGUGGGAACCACAGUGCUGCUGAAGGACACAGUCGUACGUGGGAAAGGCGAGGGACCAUGGGAGAUGGUAGGAGUUGAGGAAGGGGGGCUGGGGCGGACGAGGACGCUUUCAUCGGGGUACCAGGAAGUAGCAAAACACUCACCUAAGACUGCAGCGCUGAUGGCCCUGAGCAGACCACGAAAGCCAAUCAGACGUUCCCAGAGCCACAUCACAGCGUCAGAGGACAGACAAAAGAAGAAAAGGCAACAGAAGGAGAAGCGCUCGGCAGAAGGCAAACCCAGCCUGCAGCGUUCUAAGACCUUUGUCAACCUGUUAUUUAAGAAAGACCGUAAAGACAAGGGCUGCUCCAAGUCACCAUCUCAUCAUGCUGAUGAAGAUAAGGCGCGAGGUCGUCCCUUCCAGCUCUUGACCUCCCCGAGGGAAUCCCGUGCUGGGAUUAAAGACAGCAUCGUCCUGCCCCGACCUGAGACACUGCAGCACGUGGAGGACAUGGCAAAGAAACUGCUCAUCCAUGAUGAGGUGGUUGCUGUGAUGAGACACUGUCGACGGUUUUUGUCUGACAAUGUGAUUGAGGAUUUAGUUCGCCCCCUUUUGGCAAUCUUGGACAGGCCAGAGAAACUGCUACUACUAAGAGAAAUAAGAAUGCUGAUACCUACAACUGAGUUGGGUCGGUUUGACAGCAUGGUCAUGCCCUUUGAGCUGGAGGCGUACAACAUACUCAAGAAUCACUCUGUGCGUUCUCCAGCUCUGCGCUCCCCUCGCAGUGGAACCCCGCGGCGUCACCUCAUCACCCCAGUCCCAGACUACAGGGGUGGGUUCCACCUCCAGCCGGUCCAGGACACACUGCAGCAGGGUCAGCUGAUUGAAGAGUUGGAGAGAUUACGUUUGUCCAGCCAGCAGUCAGGCCAUUUGCCUCCAACUCGUGCCUUUGUCCCUCUGCUGGAUGUACCUGUUGACAACUACACCUCCUCCACCAUGCGCUCCCACUCCCUGAGCCCCUCAGCCACCCACAGCUCCAUCCUCUUAGAAACCCUACACAGCACCCAACGUGGGCGCCAACCCCACCGCUCCCCAAACAGAAGAGAGAACGGGGCAUCGAGGUAUGAUGAGGUCUCCUUGUUGUCGGUAUCUGACCGAUCAGAUGUGGCUCCUGAACGAGGGAGGUCGCCUGUGAGGAACAGCCGUGGAAGAGCAAGAAGGGAGGCGAGUCCUGACAGCAUAGAUGGCAGACUGAGCAGGCAGGAGGGCUACACAGAGGUCAGCGUACGUGUUCCUUCGCAGCGAUGGGGGAGGACACCCCUGGCUGAUGUGUUUGAGCUCCAGAAAGACAAGAGUCCAUCUACAGCCAGAGGGAGCAGUCAGGAUCCAAACGAAUAUUCACAAAAUGGUGUGAAAAGAAGAACAAUUCUGCCAGCUGAGGAGUAUGAAAUCAACACUUUGACCAUCUCCAAGGCUAAGCAGUCGCUGGGUAUUAGUAUUUCUGGAGGCAUUGAGUCCAGAGUCCAGCCCAUGAUAAAGAUAGAGAAAAUCUUCCCAGGAGGAGCUGCAUCUACAAAUGAGGCUCUGAAGGCAGGGUAUGAACUGCUGUCUGUGGACGGCGAGAGUCUGCAGGGAGUGACACAUCAGCACGCAGUGGAUGCAAUUCGUCGUGCGUUCAGCAACAAGGCCAAAGACCCGAUGGUUUUUGUGGUCAAGGUCCCCAAGGUUGCUACCACCCACACCAGCCCCAGGAGAUCUGAUGACUAACCUCUGUGUGUUUCACAGCCAGGCUGCAGCCUGGGCUUGAAGGACACCGAAUCCUGCAACUCCUGUGGGAGGGAAUAAACUACAGGAUUCACUCCAGAAGAAGAAAUAUGGGACAGGUAGCUCUACAGCUGUAGUGAAGAGGAAUAGAUGCUCAGAGGCAUUUGCCCCGUGAAAGGCAGAGUUAUGUCAGGAAACAUGUCAGAGAUAAAGGUGAACACACUGCAGUAGAGUUUUAAGAUUGAUGCAGUAGCUUAUUUAUUUAUUGUUUUUUUAAAUGAUUUUAUUGCAUCAAAGGGCCCAAGCUGCAGUCAAACCCCUGCUGUAAGGACUCAGCCUUGGUGCAUGGUGUGUGUGUGUGUGUGUGUACUCUGUCAGGUGAGCUACCAGGGCGCCCUGAUACAGUAGCUCUUUCAGAAGGAUAAUGAUGUUUAUAAAUCACUUUGCAACGAUGAAAUGUAAAAUACCAGUACGAAACGUUGCAACUGUACAACUUUUAAUAGUGUUUUUAGCAAACAUUUUACUAAAUGUAUAUAUUGAACAUUUAACUAGACAAAAAGUUGUAUCUGUUUUAUGAUAAGACCUUGUGGUUCAUGAACUCCUCCUUGGCUGAGAUGGUGCCACUGUUUGAGACAACCUCGCUGUGACCUCUGAACACUGUCUGAUUGUGGAGCCAGUGGUCUGCACUUUUCAGUUGGAGCAUCUCAGUCCAGCCGCCUUGCACGCCUGCCAGAGGGAGAUUACCCCAGCCUGUGUUACGAGAUUUAUAGAUUUAUACCCAGAUUAAACCUCUGUAUUAUGUCAAAACUGAUAGUUUGGGUUUAGUGGAUGUCUGGGGGGAUUAUUACAAAUUGCUGCUCAGUAUUUUUUGCGCUGUGUUUUUCUGGCAGAAGUGCUUGUGCUCUGUAGCAAUCCGCCACUUUAGAGGCUUAAUUACACCAUGCUGUGGACUGAGCUUAUGCAGACAUGUGGAGGAGUUGGAAAAACAUGUCAAUGAGAAAUGCAGGACAUGGAGGCCAGUGGCACAGUUUAAAUCAAAGUAGGGUAGAGGAGAUAUGGACAGCAAGGUAACGGGAAUAUAGUGUGCAUAGUGCCUUACUUCAGCAGUUUAAUAAGUGCUUGAAAAGCUAAAGGUGAAAUGUUUCAAUUCAGACUUGCAUUUAAAUAUAGAGAUGAAACUGAUUACAUCUAACCCUUUGAAUUAUUUCAAGUACAGAUAUUUGAAGUUAAUUCAAUAAAUGCUCAGUAAGUAUACUUUGUUCUCCCUUG